AUUACCUCAAAAACAUGACAGCGAACUUCAAUAGUAUGAAAGUUCGCCCCGCUGCCCACCAAAAUAUCGCCCUGACAGGUUCUUGCCGUUGGAAACGGACCGCAGUACCGGACGCCGGGUAUGCGUAGGAAGAGGCCUCACUCUCAAGAGAGCGGCACUUCCGUCGGUCACCUCGUGCGUCGAUGCUCUAGCACCCAAGUGAACGUCACGCAGCUGGAGCGCGAGUUACUGGCACGGGACCAGCCUGACGGAGGUAGCCGUGACGGACCCCAGCGACUCGUCCGCACACGUGCUAGAAGACGGCAGACGGUCAGCGGCGGUGCCAUGGUUCCACAGCGGGGCGUCUUUACCAAAUCUCACGAGCGUGUCUUCGCGAGACGCCUCGUUUCAACAGAAGAGCUGACGCAACUUCCGGAUUCGACUCGUGCCGAAUGCGAAACAGUGGCGGGAAAUAGCUCGAUGCCGUCUGCUUGUUGCGUCAUCGCCAUCCCCUCGCAACCACUCACCACGCUUGACACCAACGAAAAUGCUCCCAAAUCUACAGCAAAACGCAGAAGGCAAACCAAAAGGAAACCAGGGCGAAUAAACAAACAUGACCAUCUCAAGAUCUUGGUUAGACCAGUGCUGAGCUUGCAAGGGAAUCCAACCAAACGAACCAACAAGAGACGCCCCACGCCUCGUUCUGUGCCUUCCACUCAGAGAUCCUGCAGCGAUGACAGUAUCACGUGUUCUGAGUCUGCCCAUCAUCCCUCUGGUUCCCAACGCAGUCACAAAUCGAGCACAGGCCAACAGUCGCGGUACGGGCCCACCCCAUGUCCGACUAACGGCGCCUGUAGCCGUUCGUACUCCCGCAACUCCAACUCUUGCGCCAACUCUAGAAUCACGGCACAGUCCCGACAGAUGGCACGCCACAACGUCCAGAGCCCACGCUCCAGAUCCUACCAAAGUUACAGGUCGAGGUCACGGUCAGUGUCAAGGUCAAUGUCACGGUCGAGGUCGAGGUCGGGGUCUAGGUCGAAAUUGGGCUCAAGGUCCAAAUUGAGGCAAACAUUUAGGAAUUCGCGGUCAAGGUCGAAUCUGGGACAGAGUUUAAAGUCGAAACGAAGGUCGAGGCAGACAUCAAGGUCGAGGUCCCGGUCAACACUGAAAUCCAGAUCCAGUUCAAGAACUACUUCAAGGCAGAGAUCUUCCAACUUGUCAAACAGCAAUUCGUCCUUUAAUCCCCAUCGCUCCAACUCCGCUGCGCCGCCCCCUUCUGUUUGGUGGGGCUUGGGCGCCGGGCGAGGCGGAGCAAAACGCCAGCCAUCCACAUCGCGAUCCAGGUCCAGAGAAAAGUCACGGUCAAAGCAGAGGUCAGAGUCGAGCACUUCCCUCGGCGCUGCAAGUCGUGCCUACUCUGACCACAACGCCGAGUUAUCGUCCAACCCGUCGCGGUUCGCCGUGAGAAGUCAUCCCCACAGCGCGCACAGCAUGAGCAGCGUCUCCAGCGUGGUCACCGAGCCCCGGAAAGUGGUCAGAGAAUACAGCAGGAUCACCGAGUUCGGCAAGACGAGUCACAGGCAUGACAAACGCGAUAGAAAACACAGACGUAAGGAUAGAGGAGAAAGGAGCUCAGAAAAGGGAAGGUCUAAAACUAAAGAUUCUACUCUCACGUGCUCCCUCAUGUAAGAAGAACCUCUCAUCCUUUUUUUAAAAGGUCUUUUGUUUCCUUAAAUCUUGUAACAUGACAUCGAUCAUUUGAAGCGGAUUUGCCCAUUUGAAAUAAUAGCGUGUCUGUUUUGUUGACCACACGAAGAGUUUAGGAAAAUAUAGAGAGGUUUGCAGUUUCAAAACAGGGAGAACAGAGCUGUGUGUGCGUAAAAAAACGUUGAACAGUAGUUCAUGUCCUAGAGAAAAGAAAAGAACAAAAAGAGCAAAAAGUGCCGUACAGCUCUUUGGGCAUGCCAUUUAGAAAUAUAUUUUUUUUCUUUUUAGUAGUUUAUGAUAAACCUGCUAUGAAUAAUAUUAUUCUCUAGGGUAUAUUUUUCCCGAGUUUAUGAUCUACAGAUAUUUUUUUUGCAAAAUAAAAAACGUAAAUAGAUUACGUAAAGAAAAAAAACCGCACGAAAAUUGUUUGAUGAAUAUUCAAUGUUGAAAUACGCCAUCCAGAAGUGACACAUAAUUAAUUUUGUCAAUGUAAACAUCAGUCUAAUGUGUUUUUAAUUUUUUAAAAUAAUAAAUGUGUAAAAAUUACGGCGUAGGCGAGCAAACCCAAUGCAGCAUUUUCCCGUAACAUCACAAGUUCCUUGUGGAAAGGAAUACAAGCAGCUUUCUUUCUGCCCUUCUAUUUCUUAUUCUAAAUAAAAGGUAAACACAAAUAGAUUCUGUUGAAUACAAA
This is a messenger RNA of Aplysia californica (California sea hare), 2377 nucleotides long. RefSeq names its product serine/arginine-rich splicing factor 4. The transcript has 4 exons. Bases 121 to 1668 code for a protein of 515 amino acids. The record is from RefSeq and is a predicted model, not a curated record. NCBI's taxonomy places the organism in Eukaryota, Metazoa, Mollusca, Gastropoda, Aplysiida, Aplysiidae.